AUGGUUUUGCAUAAUCUCUGUUGGAUCUACUUCAUCAUUGCAGUAUGCUCUACCGCCUUUGCAUAUGAAAGCUACCCGCCAGAAAUAACGCCUUUCAGCGUACCUGCUUUAGAACCGAGACAGGUCCUCUCUCAGGAAUUUGUGGGAUAUUUCAAUCAGCCAGGCUCUAAUGAUUACACAACAUGGAAUUGCCCUGAAGGGUUUGGUCCAGGGUACACUUGGUGUACCUUUGGCAGUUACGGAGGGUGCCAGGCCACCUCAUUGGGAGGGGUUUGUAAUCCUUAUACGGCCUGUGGGGCUUCAAAUGUUAUUAAAAAUCCUAGUACAUCAGCCACCUGUACGGGAAAUGCUUACCCUACAUGCGUCACGGACCGCAUAUUUGAAAGUUACGGGGUGGCAUCCUUCGUAACCUGGAUUGUCUGUGGAGCAAGGCAGUACGAUCUGUACCGGGCCUCUCCAACAGCACGCCCUGCUUCGCAAGGGACGAGCGGAAGUUCAACCAGCGCCCUCCCGUCGCAGCCAACCUUGUCGGAUUCGUCGGCGAUUCCAACUACCACAAAGGCCUCAGCAUCUUCAACUCGCAAGAGCCCGGCGUGGGUUUUGGGUGUAAUCGUAGCCUGUAUAGUCAUCGUUCUGUGCUGCUAG
This is a messenger RNA of Lindgomyces ingoldianus, 645 nucleotides long. RefSeq lists its product as uncharacterized. NCBI's taxonomy places the organism in Eukaryota, Fungi, Ascomycota, Dothideomycetes, Pleosporales, Lindgomycetaceae. The record is from RefSeq and is a predicted model, not a curated record. The transcript is spliced from 3 exons. Bases 1 to 645 code for a protein of 214 amino acids.